GAGAGGCGGCUAGUACGGCCGCGGCCACGGGUGGCAUCGUGGGCUUGACGGAGAUCUCGCCCAGUGUCGUGGGCGCCACCUUGGGUGCGACCUUGGAGGAGCCGACCAUGCAGGCACCGCCUCCCAGAGCGCAGUCGAAGAAGAAGAAGGAGAAGCCUGUCUCCAGUGCGAAAGCGGGCCUUGGCCUUCAGCAGAGCCAGGGGCAGGACCUGGUGGAUCAGCUCGUCAACGAUGUGAUCCCUGUGCCCAGAUACAUCCACUUCUACUGGAUCGUCCGCAACCAGCAGGAACUGGACUGGUUCUACGAUUUGUUGGCCACGGCCGUGGAGGGCCCUGCCAAGGACCGCAUCGAGGUGAACCUCUUCACCACCGGUGAGGUGGAGCUCUCGGCGGUGAAGGAGCUGAAAUGCGUGCACCACCAGUACUUCGGGCGUCCGAACUGGGGCCGCAUCUUCAAGGGCUGCAAGGCCCAGCACUCGGGUGAACACGUCGGCGUCUUUCUCUGCGGUUCCCCCAUCAUCGGAGAGGAGCUCUCGCGCCAGAGCCUGAAGCACAGCGACCCGCCAGAGCACUCGAACCGAACCCGCUUCUCCUUCUUCAAGGCACUUAAGAGAGACCUGCUGCUUGGGCUCUUGCUCUCAGCAGUUCACUCUGUCAGGAGCACUUCUGACCUUACGGCCAAGGCGCUUUGCAAAGGGAUAUCCCAGAGCCAGUAA
This is a messenger RNA of Symbiodinium necroappetens, 716 nucleotides long. The record is from the annotation of a GenBank genome assembly. Lineage: Eukaryota; Dinophyceae; Suessiales; Symbiodiniaceae.